CUGGGAACCUCAUACCGGAUUGCAGACAACACAACGACCGGCACGCCCUGCUCAACCGCGACGCCUACUCGGACCCCUCGCUUCUCUCCCUCACCUCCCCCUUCACCCAGGCCGCUCUCCUGCAGACUGCGUCAUGCCCGCGACCGUUGCCUCACGCUCACGGCCGCCAACCAAAAAGGCCAGAGCCUCCAAUGAUUCGCUACCGCCCGCAAAGAAGACGAAACUAGCGCAAACACCUUCGGCAUCCCACUCCACCGGCUACUCUGCACUCCUCAAUGGCACUCCGGGCAAGAAACCUGUCGUGGCUGCAAAGAUCAACGGCGUUCGGAAUUCACGGAAAGAUAAGGUAGACGAGGCCACAGCUGUCGUUGGUGACGCACUAGAGGAGGUUGAUGAUGUGGAGAUGCCAGAUGUCAACAAGAGCGUGAUAGAGAUUUCCAGUGCCGACGAGACGAGUGACGACUCUGGCUCGGACGACGAGGAUGAUCAAGAGGCGGGCCAUGUUGCCGAGAAUGGCCUAAUAGACACCAAUGGGCAUACCGAGGACGGCGAAGCCGCUGCUGACGAGCUGGAAGAACCUUCGCUCGGUGAGAAGCUACAGGCACAAGAGCCUGAAGCGGUGCGAACCGCCGUUGUCGACGUCGAGGAGGCCUUCGGUCAGGACGUCGAUGCAAGAGCUCUCGCUACCAACCCGACGAACAGGCCGCUCGCCCCUUCGACGAAUUCGCUUGGGACGGUUCUUGCCCAGGCGCUCCGGACAAAUGACAAGGAUCUUCUGAAUUCUGCCUUGCGCAUCACCGACGUCGAUUCCAUCUAUGCGACCGUGGAGCGACUACCUUCUCCCCUGGUAGCCAAUCUGCUACAGAAGUUGGCCGAACAUCUGUACAAGAAACCUUCAAGAGCGGGCAUAUUGAUGGUAUGGCUGCAGGUAGCACUCUCGGCGCAUGGAGGAUACUUGGCGAGCCAGCCACAGUUGGUUAAACAGCUUGCCUCUCUCAAUAGAGUGCUUCAGCUCCGAGGUGCUGGUCUGCAACCUCUACUCCAACUCAAGGGUCGGCUCGAUAUGCUGCAGGCCCAGCUUGAACUCCGCAAGAGGAAUCAAAGAAGAGCCGCCAUCGAUGAAGAAGAUGAGGCUGUUAUUUACGUAGAAGGGGAAGACGACGUUUCAUCGGCUGAUGAGGAUGAUGCGGACAGCGAACUGGGAUCUGACGUUGCGGGAAAAGUUCCAGAGGGCUCGGAUGAGGACGAGACCAGCUCUGUGGAUCACAUGCCAACAACUAUGGAAAUGGACGAAGCGACAGAGGAGGACAGUGGCAAUGAUGAUCUGCUGGACGAUGAAGCUGAGGAGACUGACGAUGAUGAUGGUGAUGAUAUGUCUGAGCCUAUGAGCGAUGAUGACAUCGAUGGCGAAGAUGCUGCUUCAGCGAGCGAGGAAGAGUCUCGGCCCGCGAGACGGUCAACGGCCGGCAGAGCAGGAACCACGCGUCGUUAUUAGGCAUGCAACGUGCAUUUUGGUGCGAGCCGAGUGAUGUCAAAAUUCUUUUUGUUGUUUUGGGGCGUCUUCAUCUUGCAUAGGUUGCACGGGAAAUACGUCAGCCUCAUACCUGGCGUUUUGGGUUGCUAUUGAGGUCAGUUCGAGCGAUAGGGUCUCAUGCGUCAACCAGUAAUGGAUUCACUGCAUACUUCGGGUACAUAAAUCAUCAGGC
Messenger RNA from Westerdykella ornata, 1706 nucleotides. RefSeq names its product NUC189-domain-containing protein. Gene Ontology annotation, biological process: maturation of SSU-rRNA from tricistronic rRNA transcript (SSU-rRNA, 5.8S rRNA, LSU-rRNA). NCBI's taxonomy places the organism in Eukaryota, Fungi, Ascomycota, Dothideomycetes, Pleosporales, Sporormiaceae. Bases 134 to 1495 code for a protein of 453 amino acids. The transcript has a single exon. The record is from RefSeq and is a predicted model, not a curated record. Gene Ontology annotation, cellular component: nucleolus.